AUGCCGACCGUGGAGGACUUCCUGUCCGCGAGCGCCUUCUGCCGCGAGCGCCUCAACCCGUACCUGUUCGCCUACGCCCUGAGCGUGGCCAUGCUGCACCGCAACGACACGCAGGCCGCCCCGCUGCCGCAGUUCGCCGGCCGCUUCCCGGAGAAGUACUUCGACGGAGGCGUCUUCUCGGAGGUGCGACGCGAGGCGAACCUCGUCAGCGCCGACGACCGGGAGCCGCUGGUCAUCCCGCGCGACUUCACCGGCACCGACCUGGAGCCCGAGCACCGCGUGGCGUACUUCCGCGAGGACAUCGGCGUCAACCUGUGCCACUUCCACUGGCACCUCGUCUACCCGUUCAGCAACGCCAUGGGCGUGGUGCGCAAGGACCGGCGCGGGGAGCUCUUCUACUACUUCCACCAGCAGAUCAUCGCCAGGUACAACCUGGAGCGCUUCAGCAACCGGCUGGGCCGCGUGAAGCGCUUCCUGGACUUCCGAGAGCCCAUGGAGGACGGGUACUUCCCCAAGCUGAGCACGCUGCUCGCCUCCCGCAACUGGCCCCCGCGCCAGGCCGGCACCAGGCUCAAGGAAGAUGAAAACGGAACAAUUGUGCCCAUUAUAAAUGAACAAGGAAUUGAUUUACUGGGAAACGUUAUUGAAGCUUCCGAUCUUUCAAUAAACAGAAACUUGUAUGGAGAUAUGCACAACUUAGGUCAUCUUGCCAUUGCGUAUAGUCAUGAUCCUGAUCACAGACACCUGGGAAAGCCUGGAGAUCUCUUCUCUGUAAUGCGCAUCUUAAAAAAAGAGUACGGUAAACGCAAAGGAAAUUGCUUAUUUAUCACUUGUUCGUCCGAUAGUGGAACAUGGAACAAUUUGUUGGGAUCCGUACAAAAUUAUGCAGUGGAAAGGCACGGGAGCAAAUUAUGUGAGAGAGAAAAUAAAUUAAGAAAGUUAUUACGAAACAAGAACCACAGAAUUAGCCGAUACUGUGUUAAAAGCCGAGUGAAGAAUCAGGAAUUAGAUUGUGUGGGAGGAAUUGAAGGGUCUGCGCAUUAG
Gryllus bimaculatus (two-spotted cricket) is the source of this 1044-nucleotide messenger RNA. The record is from the annotation of a GenBank genome assembly. Lineage: Eukaryota; Metazoa; Arthropoda; Insecta; Orthoptera; Gryllidae.